UAGUCCUGAGACCCACCAGCUCAGAGAAGUAGUCCAGCCACUCCAGAGUCCUGCAGCUGCAGCACACUUAACACUCAACCUGUUAGAAAAGAUUUAUUCAGUCAGCAAGUUACCGCUGAGCAACCGUGUUGAGAUCUCUGAGCUGUUACACCUGAGAUUCACAGCCGACCACAGCAGUGAUGAUGUUUAGGAUGCAGCAGCACUCACACAGCUUUAUGGUCCUUCUCAUCAUAGCCUUCAUCGCUGGGAUAGUUCUUUCUAGUCCCUCCGCUCCUCGCAGAAGCAGAGUGAGACGUCAGAACAUGAAAGUCCGCAUCAGUGCAUCAGGAGACACCAUCGUGAUGAAGUUUUUGCGUCCCAACACUGACACGAAGCUUGAGGGCUACAUCCUGGGCUAUGGCAGCAGCAUGUUCUCCAAACAGUUCAUUCAGCUGCCUGAGAAUGGACAGCCUUACGAGACUGAGUUUGAUGCCGAACCAAAAUACCUUAUUGCUGUCCAGCCCAUCCCAACCAAUGAGGUGAAGAAGCAAUGCACAGGUAAAGUGGAACUGGAGAAGCCGCUUCACUUAGUCAUUGGGUCAGUGACGCCCACUUCAGUUCUCCUGUCCUGGGGGACGCUGCUGAAAACCCCCUAUGAAGGCAAUGUCAUGAACGACUGUCUUGAAGAUGGACACUACACAGUGCGUUAUCGGGAGAGGAACAGGAAAUGGAACUACCAGACCUGCCCCACAAGUGAAACAGUCAUUGACAAUCUGAAGCCCAAUACAGUCUAUGAGUUUGGUGUCCAGCCCAGCACUAAGGAUGGCACAGGAGUGUGGAGCAAGCCAGUCAUUCACAACAUCAGCACGGGGGGAGCAGAAGAGAAGGCCAUCCGGAAAUUCGUCAAACGUCCUGUCAACCCUGUGAAACCCUUAACACCAGGUCCACAGUCCUUCCCCUUUCCUCCACGCCAUGUUCUCCAUAACAGCACCCAGGGCAGAGUGCCCGUCUCCCGGAACAUAGCCCCAAAGACAACCUUUGGUACUGGUGUCAUCAGAUCCUCCAAUGCUGAAGUCCCUCGUUUUCCCAUUAGCUCAUCAGAUCCUCCAGCAGGAAGAAACACAACGUUGUCUCGCAACCGAGUUCAUUCCCCUCGUAAUGGUGUCAGACCAUUCUCUCCACCCAAGACAUUCCCCUCUUCUCACAGCUCCAGCACACCUGGGGCUGAUGGGACGCAUCAUAGGGGCAAUGCUGUUCCUAAACCUGAGUGGUCCAAAGACAAACCUGUUCUGCGUCCCUCUAUUCCUGUCAACAAGAAAACCAACCUGGUGGGAAAACCUAGUGAGCAUGAUAAACCCAUGGACCGGAAACAAGGAGACAAGGAGUCCAUCUUGAAGCCAUUCCCACUGGUCACAGCCAAACCCAAGCAAGAGCGCAGACAGCCCACAACCACCUCUGCACCGGCCCUAAACAGCAGCCGUUUUGACCUAAAUGACAACUCGUCUGUAUUCAGUUCCUUGCCUGCAUCGGAGUUGGACAUCAUGGGAAAGAAGCGCUUUGUAGCUCCCCAUGUAGUCUAUAAGACAGAUAAAAAGCCAAAUGAGCCAUGCUCUAUCACCUCCUCCCUUGCAUACUUCCCUGAUGAUGAGGAGGGCAGUGAUCUGAAUGUGACUGGUCCACCCCGCGUACCACCAUCCAACCUCACUGUGAUGACCGUGGAAGGUUGCCCGUCUUUCGUCAUUCUUGACUGGCAGAAGUCUGACAAUGAAACCAGAGAGUAUGAAGUUAUAUCCAAAAUUGUAGGACCUCAUGGAGAGGAGGUGUCCAUACUGACGACCAACCAGACACACACAGCGGUAGAGAAUCUCAAACCAGAGAGCAGUUAUGAAUUUCAAGUAACACCAAAGAAUGAGCUGGGAAGCGGACCCUCCAGUGAUCCUGUGUCUUUCAGCACAGAAUCAGCGGAUCCUCGAGUCAGCGAACAUGUUUCAGGAAAAGAUGCCAUCUGGACUCAGUUCCCAUUUAAAACCGAUGCCUACUCUGAAUGCAACGGGAAGCAGUAUGUCAAGAGAACUUGGUACCGAAAGUUUGUGGGUAUCCAGCUCUGCAACUCCCUGAGAUACAAGAUCUACCUGAGUGACUCUCUCAAUGGGAAGUUCUACAACAUUGGCGAUCAGGCAGGACAUGGUGAAGACCACUGUCAGUUUGUGGACUCCUUCCUGGAUGGACGGACUGGCACCCAGAUGUUAGCUGACCAGCUACCAGGCAGACAAGGGUUCUACAGAGCGAUGAGACAGGAACCUGUUGCCUUUGGUGAGAUUGGAGGGAAGUCACAUGCUACUUAUGUAGGCUGGUAUGAGUGCGGCACACCCAUACCUGGGAAGUGGUAAGACCUCCACUGGGCUGUCUAGGAAGUAUGACUUCCUUAAUGGUGAGGAAGAGGAAGAAGAGGAGUACCAAAGACGCCUGACCUGGCCCAAGGGGAAGUGGGCCUCUCUUUCAUGUUACCAUGGACACUGUAGAAAGGUCUCUCUGUUUGAAGUCAGCCUACUCUCCCAGGUAUGAACCUGUACAGGACUAUUAGGUGUCACACAGCUCUAUGGGGUGUAACAUUGGUCUUAAUUUCUCUAUUUAUCAAACAUGUUACAAUGGAGGAAGGAAUGCAGGAGUUUGAGUGAACAAAAACGCUGAAUAUACCGUAAUAACAGAGAAAAUGUUGGGAAGCUGGCUCCCAAAAUGUAAUGACUUGUAUGAUAUUAUUUAUCAAGGGAUUGUUAUUGAAUAUCUUGUGUGUGAUCGGGCUUUUGAGAAGAGAAAGUACAAAUACUUCCCAAUACUUGCAUGGCUAUGAACACACACAUAGAUUGAUCAUUUGUAUACAGAAAUAAGAUGCCAAUCAUAUACUGAUUGUACAUUUGGACACUGUAAAAUACAAGAACGCAAGUACACACAGACAUGCAGAAUAGACCUUCUGCUGGCCCUAAGGGAUUAUUAGCAGUUACAUUUUGCACAGUAUUAAACUUUUGUUCAUAUAUGUAUAUGGUGUUAAAUGCAGUAUGUGUACCACAGAUCAUAGAUAAUAGUUUUCAAGUUUGAAUGUCUUAUAAUAGAUGUAACAGCUUCAGCCAAAUUGUUGAUCUAUUGUGAAAAAGCCAAAACUUCAGAUGACUUGGAAACAGAAGAAUUUUGUAUUUUUUAGUGCCCAUGCAGUCUUUUCCGGUAUUUUAUAAAAGAAUAAAAUAUGUAUUAAAAACGAUUAACUGUGCUUUACUGUGGAAAUGACAAUUUAUGAAAUGAUAAUUUAUGUUUUUGUGUUCAAACAUGCAAAAUGUACAUAAAACUUUAAAGAAACUGAACGUUUUUUCCACAUCUAUGACUGCAGUUGUUUUUGAUGUACCAUGUAGACAAUGAUCAGCAAUAAAUCUUGUUUUUAUA
Molecule: messenger RNA, 3414 nt
Organism: Scomber scombrus (Atlantic mackerel)
Lineage: Eukaryota; Metazoa; Chordata; Actinopteri; Scombriformes; Scombridae
Gene: abi3bpa
Product: target of Nesh-SH3
Exons: 20
Coding region: 180-2369 (729 amino acids)
Biological process (GO): extracellular matrix organization; positive regulation of cell-substrate adhesion
Molecular function (GO): protein binding
Source: RefSeq, a predicted model, not a curated record